This is a messenger RNA of Marasmius oreades (fairy-ring Marasmius), 162 nucleotides long. RefSeq lists its product as uncharacterized. NCBI's taxonomy places the organism in Eukaryota, Fungi, Basidiomycota, Agaricomycetes, Agaricales, Marasmiaceae. The record is from RefSeq and is a predicted model, not a curated record. Bases 1 to 162 code for a protein of 53 amino acids. The transcript has a single exon.
AUGCGAGGGGCACAGAGAGGUAAAGAGGAUGUCUUGACAUUGCCAAUAGAUGGCCCAGAAGAUCCAUUUGAAGAAACUUUGCAGCCAAAUGGAUAUGACGCGCGAGGAUGGAGAAAAAGGCCGUUCAAGCUGUACGAGAGAGUGACGACGCGUAUCGGAUAG